AUGCACAUAACAGAACCGUGGAUACUUCAGGAGGACAAUACCAUUCAGGUGAAUGUCCUCAAGCCUCACUGGAAGGAGUUCUUGCAGUGCCAUGCAUUUGGGAAGUUUCAGUGCUCCCAGUGCUGGCAUAUGUGGUCACCGGCCAACGUGCACAUCCUCUUCCACAAGCACUGGAGCCAGCGUCGGUGCUGGGGAGCAGUGCAGAUGAGAACUGCCUUUCGCCAGGCAUGCAGGCAGUGCCCUGACCCCCAGCUGGAAGAGCCUGACUUCAGCCAGGAGAACAUGGCCAGGAUCCUGGACAAUCUGGUGCUAAAGAUCCUCCAAGAAUGCUAUCAUGUGCCGGUGCAGCCCUCUCACCUCGUCGCAGUUGUUGUGUGGCGGGGCCGCACGAUAGCACCCGCUGUGAGGGCUGCCAGCUCAGGGUAUGCCGAGAGCCAAGGACAGCCCAGGCGCCGUCUGGCUCAAAGCACGUGA
Messenger RNA from Rhea pennata, 474 nucleotides. Its product is annotated as receptor-transporting protein 3-like. Gene Ontology annotation, biological process: detection of chemical stimulus involved in sensory perception of bitter taste; protein insertion into membrane; protein targeting to membrane. Gene Ontology annotation, molecular function: olfactory receptor binding. The record is from RefSeq and is a predicted model, not a curated record. NCBI's taxonomy places the organism in Eukaryota, Metazoa, Chordata, Aves, Rheiformes, Rheidae.